This is a messenger RNA of Dreissena polymorpha, 5064 nucleotides long. Its product is annotated as 3-hydroxy-3-methylglutaryl-coenzyme A reductase-like. Lineage: Eukaryota; Metazoa; Mollusca; Bivalvia; Myida; Dreissenidae. Gene Ontology annotation, cellular component: endoplasmic reticulum membrane; peroxisomal membrane. Gene Ontology annotation, biological process: sterol biosynthetic process; isoprenoid biosynthetic process; coenzyme A metabolic process. Gene Ontology annotation, molecular function: hydroxymethylglutaryl-CoA reductase (NADPH) activity; NADP binding; protein binding. The transcript is spliced from 20 exons. The record is from RefSeq and is a predicted model, not a curated record. Bases 178 to 3072 code for a protein of 964 amino acids.
UGUUUAAAUUAACAUCUAAUGCUCUUGAUGAAACAAUAUUGUAAUUAUAGAUUCGCAUGUCCGGGUCCAAUGUCAAUGUCGAUACAGGCAAAUAUGACGAAAACUGUUUCUUGUGUUGCACAUUUGAAUUAUUAUUGAUAUUUUAACACAAUAGGAAAUAUUGUCAAAGCCAUCACAAUGUUACAAAGAUUAUUCCGUGCCCAUGGAGAGUUCUGUGCCUCUCAUCCUCUGGAAAUUGUGAUGGCGGCACUAACAAUCAUAAUCAGUCUGAUGUCUAUGGGGUCAGUGUUUGCAGUGGAUAAGGACAGAGUGUGUGGUUGGAACUAUGAAUGCGCUAAAGCUCAGACACAGAAAAAAUCUGAUGUAAUUUUGCUGUCCUUUGCCAGAUGUGUGGCUCUCGUGUACAUCUAUAUGCAAUUCAGAAAUCUAAGACGGGUUGGAUCAAAGCAUUUGCUAGGAAUAUCCGGUGUAUUCACCAUCUUCUCCAGUUUUGUUUUCUGCAUUGCGUUUGUGAAGAUGUUUGGCAAUACAAUAUCAGGACUUUACGAGGUGCUUCCAUUUUUCCUAUUCUUGAUUGACCUUACAAAAGCCAGUACGCUGGCAGUGUUUGCCCUGAGUUCCACAAGCCGUGAGGAGAUUGUACACAAUAUAGGCACUGGUCUUGAGCUUCUGGGCCCUGCAAUCACGCUUGAUGCAGUUGUUGAAACUCUUGCUAUUGGGCUGGGAACCAUCUCAGGAGUGGACCAACUGAAUACCAUGUGCAGUUUUGGAUGCCUGUCAGUGGUGGCAAACUAUGUAGCGUUUAUGACCUUCUACCCAGCCUGCCUUGCUCUUGUGCUAGAGUUGUCCAUGGAGAUUGGCCGGUUCCAGCAUUCAGCCCGUGACUUCAGGGACAUGGUGGUUGAGAUGAAGCUUGGGCAGGGAGCCAACAAGCCCAACCCUGUCAUCCAGAGGGUCAAACUCAUCAUGAGUGCGGGACUAGCUGUAGUUCAUUUGCAUAGCAGACUGGUUUCACGGAAGUCAGUACUGGAUACAACCAGUCUGUUUGAGGAGCACAUGGAAUACAAGCAACCAGAAAUGUCACUGGUGCAGUUUUAUUUGUACAGACUGUUUGCAGUCCACGCAGACUAUGGGCUGACAUUGCUGUUGGGGGUUGCCCUGCUGGUGAAGUACGUGUUCAUUGAUCGCCAUAAUGACCUCCUGGACAUACAACAGACCCUGAUGAUCCAGAAAACCCUCAGUUCCAGCCCUGUGGCCACUCAGACCGAGCUUGAGAGAGAGGACGACCUAUGUACUUCAUUUUCCAUCGGAGAUGAGAGUGAUGAAGAUUGCAUGCCAAGGGAAAACACCAGUGUACAGACCAACACCAUUCCAGGGUUGUCCCCCUUACGUCAUCUGGUCAGCCUUCAAGAGCCACGUUCCAUGGAGUACUGUCUAGAGAUGCUUAAAUCAGAUGGUGGAAUAAGUGAACUUACGGAUGAAGAAAUCAAGAUACUGGUUGCAGCUAAGCACAUCCCCUCGUAUAAGUUAGAAGGGCUGCUCGGUGAUUAUGAAAGGGGCGUGUCCAUUAGACGACAGCUGGUCCUAGAGGAGACCCACACUGAGGACGCCCUCGAUAAACUGCCCUUCUCAGACUAUGAUUAUUCUUUUGUGGACGGUGCAUGCUGCGAGAAUGUGGUCGGGUACAUGCCAGUUCCUGUGGGGGUUGCUGGUCCCCUUCAUCUGGACGGGAACCAGUACAUGGUCCCCAUGGCUACCACAGAAGGCUGCCUGGUUGCCAGCACCAACAGGGGAUGUAGGGCUCUGGCACAAGGAGGUGGUGUCCAUAGUGUGUUGCUAGGCGAUGGGAUGACAAGGGGACCGGCUGUGCGCUUCCCAACAGCCAGGAGAGCUAGUGUGCUGAAGUUGUGGUUGGAGGAUGGUGAGAACUUCUCCAAGAUUUGUGAUGAGUUUAACAGCACUAGCAGGUUUGCAAGGCUACAGCGAGUCCAGGCUGUUCAAGCAGGCCGUCUGCUCUACAUACGCUUUGUGGCCCGAAGUGGAGACGCCAUGGGCAUGAACAUGCUCUCUAAGGGUGUGGAGAAGUGUCUACACAAGUUGGAAGGGGACUUUCCAGACAUGGAGAUCAUUAGUCUCAGUGGAAACUUCUGUACAGACAAGAAACCCUCGGCCUUAAACUGGAUAGAGGGGCGUGGCAAGUCAGUGGUAUGCGAGGCAGUGAUUCCUGCCAGUGUGGUAAAGAACACAUUGAAGACCACCACAAAGGCUCUCAUAGAUCUCAACAUCAGCAAGAACCUGGUGGGGUCGGCCAUGGCUGGAAGUAUUGGAGGCUUCAAUGCACACGCUGCUAAUAUUGUCACUGCAAUAUUUAUAGCCACUGGCCAGGACCCUGCCCAGGUUGUGUGCAGCAGUUACUGUCUGACCUUGCUGGAGGAGGGGGGAGUGUCAGGGGAGGACCUCUACAUCUCCUGCACCAUGCCUUCCCUAGAGUUGGGCACAGUUGGGGGAGGCACCAUACUGCCCCCUCAGGCCGCUUGCCUCAAGAUGUUGGGUGUUCAUGGUUCAAGCCCCAGCAUGCCCGGUGAUAACGCUCAGCGUCUGGCGCGGGUCGUGUGCGCCACUGUGCUGGCCGGGGAGCUGUCUCUGCUGUCUGCCCUGGCUGCUGGACACCUCGUGCGCAGCCAUCUGAGGCACAAUAGAUCAAGCAUCAGUAUGCACUCAGGUCAAAGUGUAGACAACUUACAGGCAAAGCAUUCCAGUGACAUUGAAACACUCAAGUCUACUUUAAUUCAGCCCAAAGGGACUGGAAAGGGACCCCACCAGAAAGAUCAGGAGGAAAGUAACACAAGUAGUUUAGAAGACCCUCCUGAUACAUGCAGAGGUGGUUCUUUAAGUCAAAGUGAUGAAUCUGCCAGCAGCUUGACAACCGUGAGCUCCAAGAAAGGAUGUUUUAGUCUUCCAAAUGACACUAGUUCAAUAAAUACUUCACAACAAUUGAAGCACAGAAAGCAGCAUUCCACUAGCAAAUACAAAGACAACGAAAUUGGAGCAUGCAUUAAACAUGUAUCAUGAUGAAGUUGUUUAGGAAUUUUUAUAGUUUAGGAAUUUUCAAAUUGAGUGUCAUAGGACAAAAUGUUCCAGUUGUGGUCAUUUUCUUUAAUGCCCCAUAUGUUUGGUUGUGUAUUUAAGCUUAUCUGAGCAAAACAUUUAUAAGGAGCUGUUGUGAUGGCCAUUGGUCUGUCAGUCGUACUCUAAAUUUACCUGGAUAACUAACACUCUUGAGGCCACAUUUAUUGUCCCAUCUUCAUAAAAUUUGAUCAAAACAUUUGUUCCAAGAAUAUCUCAACAAAAACUGGCAGUCAUCCUCAUGUGGCAAUGGAGAAUCCUUGUGAACACAGUCAAUUUUACGUCCAGUCUUCAUGAAUGUUCCGAAGAAAAUUCAUUCUAAUAAUUGCUUCUGAAGUUUUGAAAUGGCUCCCGUCCAUCCUGAUAUGUUCAUAGUGAAAGCGCAUUAACUUUAUAAGGACUUGUUUUUCUUCCAAUCUUCAUCAUAACUUCAGCUCUGUAGUAAAUGUAUGGUUCAAAAGCAUUUUGUGAUAUAAAUAUAAAUUGCUUUUAGAAAUAACCGAUAUACCAUCUAGAUGAAGUUUAUUCAUAUCAUGAAAUGAAUUAUCUGUAUGAAGUCAUCUGAAUAUUAUUUGUGUGUAUAACAUAAAGAGUUAUAUUUCCAAAAAACAUUGAUUUUGUUUUUAAAAAAAGACAGUAUUUGCAUGCUUGAUGCAUGGUGCUUUUUGGUUUUCAGUCAAGCCUAUUUACUCUGUAAAAGAAACACUUAUGCCCAAUCAGCAUGAAACUGAAUCAUAACAUUUAAUCUCAUAGCAUUUCAGCCGAGAAAUGGUUCUGGAUCAAGGGUAAUGUCAGAAGCCACAACUUUGACAAAAAUAUCACAAAAUAUGUUGAAAACUUUUCAGUUCCUUUGGGUCUCCGUUGAGUGAAGUAACCCCUCUUGUGCUUGGUCUUUGAAAUAGGCCUUAAAGAGUAACCAUAUGUGUACUUUGACUAAUUUAACCCUUUCCCACUUGAAAGCAAAGAGAAAAUGGCUGUGUGCAAACAGCAAUAAACCAGAACAGCAUGCAAGUAACUCACAGUCUGUUCAGGUUUAAUGCUUUUUGCUGCUCAUCAGUAUCUUAGGUUUGGAAAUUAAGCCUUAAAAACAUGAAUCUAGUAAGAAAGGUCUUUAAUUAAAUUUAAUUUCUAUAGGACUACACAUGCGUCAAAAUACUUAUCUAAGUGGUAAAGGGUUGAACAUGCUGAACAUCUUCAACCUGAAGUGCUGUUGAUUGAUUGACUUAAUUAACCCAUUUAUGCCUAGCGUCUAGAAAAAAGGCAUAAGCAAACAGUGUAGACCCAGAUGCAACGCCAAAAGAAUGAUGCCGAGUCUCAUCAUGGUCUGCGCUGUUUGCUUAAAGGAAUUUCUGUAAGAAAUAUUCUAUAUAUAUAAAUAAAUAUACUAGACAUCCCUAAUUUUGGAAAUAAAUUGAUCCAAUUUAGAAUGAUGGGAGAGUCCACUAGGCAUAAAUGGGUUAAUUAAAGUUUGUUGAGUUCAUAACAGAAGCAAAUCAUGCAUAAUUGUGUCCAUUUUGUUGUAAGAUAGAUAAUUUAUAUCUUUGAAACAUGUUGUUCAUGUUAUGUAAGAUAGAUAACUUGUAUCUAUGAAACAUGUUGUUCAUGUUAUGUAAGAUAGAUAACUUGUAUCUAUGAAACAUGUUGUUCAUGUUAUGUAAGAUAGAUAACUUAUAUCUAUGAAACAUGUUGUUCAUGUUAUGUAAGAUAGAUAACUUAUAUCUAUGAAACAUGUUGUUCAUGUUAUGUAAGAUAGAUUACUUAUAUCUAUGAAACAUGUUGUUCAUGUUAUGUAAGAUAGAUAACUUAUAUCUAUGAAACAUGUUGUUCAUGUUAUGUAAGAUAGAUAACUUAUAUCUAUGAAACAUGUUGUUCAUGUUAUGUUACUUUAUAAGAAAAUAUUGUAUAAUGCUUAAUAAAAAUAAAUACUACAGUGAUAAA